UCACCAGGAGGGCUUGGCUCAAAUUGCAGAUCGGCAGAUUGGGGCGUUUACCGUUGCCACACAUACACACACAUAUACACCCUUACCCGCCCUUAGCUCUUCACUGCAACCACUCACCCACGCUCCCUUUUUUAGGUUACACGACCGAGAGUACACAUAUCAUUCUUACGUUCACCAUCCUCACCACCUACUCUGCUUGGCCAUCGACAUCCAGGCCACCUAUCUGGUAAUUCUUCCUAGCGUCACCCUCUGCUACUACCUACACAACCUGCUUGUACUCCUCUUGGCUACCAACUUCACUCCAAUCUUGCGCCAUGGCUCGUUUUGCUCUGUCCCUCGCCGCCAUCUUGGCGUAUGCCGCAGCAGUCAACGCUCAGGCAAGACAAAACGCCACCGGUGAUGCAGAAGCCGCACAAGCACCCAACCGUGGACGGCCUCAACGAGACUGGACACCUUGGACGCCCAAGCCAGAGUACACUUUGGAGUCUAUGCCUGAUCAAUACAUGGGACGCAACCGCUCGGGCAACAAUGUCGACCAAUACGGAUGGAACGUUUGCCCAUCUGAUACCUGGAACCAAGAAUCUAGGUGCCAGACUGCCUGGCUCAACUCUGCCUCUGACUUUUGUCUCUGGGGCCCACCCAACGGAGGCACCGUCGGUGCUACCGAACGUGAAGCCGUUGCCUUCUGCACAAGGCCCAGCCACGGUACUCGCCUCAUUCCGGACGGCACCCUUACCUCUGUUCACUGGGUUCAGACCGACCGAUAUGUUCAAGUGACCGGAACCGGUGACUUCACCUCUUUCGGCAUCCCAGAAGGUGAUGACGGUGGUGAGAUGGACAGUCACGGUAUGGACGAUCUUUCCAACCCAGUCGGUGGUGUCGUCUUCACCACGGCCAACCCUGCGACGAAUGGCCGUCCAUUCUUCGUUCAAGAAUGGACCAACUUCAUGUCUUGGAACCAGUACUGCUUCCGUGCUUGCUGGGGUAACGAUGCCGGAGCUCGCUGCCAGCACAUCUACGACGUCUUGGGUUGCCAGUGGAACAUCCCAGCUUCGUACGAGCCCAACGAAUGGGAGUCUUGCGAGGGAGUCGUGGGUCUCGUGCAGGGUGUAUAUGACGGUUCCACAUUCCGUCAAGGUGACCCCGUCACUCCCCAGGCGCACCCCGCACCAUCCAGCAGCAACUGCGAGACCUUCCAAUCUCUCUCCAACGAUCUCCAAUUCGCUGCUGCUGCAUCUCCCACCUCCAGCACAAACGCCACCGGACCCAGCAGCAGUGCUGUUCCUUCUGCUGCUCCCAACCGUCCCACCACCAGCGGUACCUCCAACGCCAACACCAGCGGUGGAAACUCUGGAGCCAACUCCAACGCAGCAAUCAGCGUUCUGCUCAUCGCCACUGUCGGCGCCUUGGCAGCAGGCGCCGUCCUCGUCUAAAUCUGAACACCUUCAGAGGCUCACUCGACGCGCUCAGUGGGUGCGUGCAUCUCACCCCGCACUUGUCCAUACCUCGCAGCACCGCAC
Messenger RNA from Ceraceosorus guamensis, 1520 nucleotides. RefSeq lists its product as hypothetical. Lineage: Eukaryota; Fungi; Basidiomycota; Exobasidiomycetes; Ceraceosorales; Ceraceosoraceae. The record is from RefSeq and is a predicted model, not a curated record. The coding region runs from base 315 to 1433 and encodes 372 amino acids. The transcript is spliced from 3 exons.